CUCUUUGAAAGAAGAAUGGUAAAGUUGAUUAAUUCCUUACUUUUUCAAUGCUUGGCUCAUAUAGGUUUUGGUCGGAUUGGAAGAUUGGUUUUACGAGUAGCAAUAUUCAGGGAUGACAUUGACGUGGUGGUAGUGAAUGAUCCUUUUAUUGAUGCUAAAUACAUGGCCUACAUGUUUAAAUAUGACUCUACUCAUGGAUUAUUCAAAGGAAGCAUUAAGGUUGUAGAUGAUUCAACCUUAGAAAUCAAUGGGAAGCAGAUUAAGGUUGUGAGUAAAAGGGACCCUGCUGAGAUUCCUUGGGGUGAUUAUGGAGCUGAGUAUGUUGUUGAAUCUUCCGGUGUUUUCACAACAAUUGACAAAGCUUUAGCACAUAAGAAGGGUGGAGCCAAGAAAGUAGUUUUAUCAGCUCCAUCAGCUGAUGCUCCCAUGUUUGUGGUUAAAGUAAAUGAGCAGACAUACAAGCCAAACAUGGACAUUGUUUCAAAUGCAAGUUGUACUACCAACUGUCUUGCUCCUCUUGCUAAGGCUGUUCAUGAGGAAUUUGGUAUUCUUGAAGGUUUAAUGACAACUGUUCAUGCAACUACAGCAACACAGAAGACUGUUGAUGGCCCAUCAAUGAAGGAUUGGAAAGGAGGUCGUGGAGCUGGACAAAAUAUCAUUCCUAGUUCUACUGGUGCUGCAAAGGCUGUUGGAAAGGUUCUCCCAUAACUGAAUGGAAAACUUACCGGAAUGGCCUUCCAUGUUCCAACUCCUAAUGUCUCGGUGGUGGACACAAGGUAUAAUUUUGUUGGUGA
Humulus lupulus (European hop) is the source of this 794-nucleotide messenger RNA. RefSeq names its product glyceraldehyde-3-phosphate dehydrogenase GAPCP2, chloroplastic-like. The transcript has 7 exons. Gene Ontology annotation, molecular function: oxidoreductase activity, acting on the aldehyde or oxo group of donors, NAD or NADP as acceptor; NAD binding. The record is from RefSeq and is a predicted model, not a curated record. Bases 16 to 708 code for a protein of 230 amino acids. Lineage: Eukaryota; Viridiplantae; Streptophyta; Magnoliopsida; Rosales; Cannabaceae.